AUGACAAGCGGUGGUGAAUCUGCGAAGGCUAUGACGAACAAAUUUGUGAAAUUGGACAAGUUUGAAGGGCAAGACUUCCGUCGCUGGCAAAAGAAGAUGCAUUUCCUAUUGACGACAUUGAAAGUGGUGUACGUUCUGAGUACCCCGAUGCCUGAGGAAGUGACGAAUGAGCCGCUGGAACUUACUAGGAAGCGUGGAAAGUGGCUGAAUGAUGAUUACAUCUUUCGUGGGCAUAUUGUGAAUGGUAUGUGUGACUCUCUUUUUGAUAUAUAUCAAAAUGUUGAAUCUGCAAAAGAACUGUGGGAAUUACUAGAGGCCAAAUACAUGGCUGAAGACACAUCUAGUAAGAAAUUCUUAGUCAGUGAUUUUAUGAAUUAUAAAAUGGUUGAUGAUAGAUCCAUCAUGGAACAAUAUAAUGAAUGUCUAAGAAUUCUGGGUCAAUUCGAACAACAUGGUUUAAAGAUGGAUGAAGCAAUUUCUGUUCCAUCUAUCAUUGAUAAACUUCCUCCUUCUUGCAAAGAUUUUAAACAUACUUUAAAACAUAAGAAGGAGGAAAUGAAUCUGGUUGAACUUGGAAGUUGUUUUCGAAUUGAGGAGUCUUGUCGGGCCAUGGAAAAUGUUAACAAAGAUAAACAAGUUGGUGGGUCUUCUGUUAACAUGGUGGAAGAAAGUGGUCCUAGUUUCAAAAAUUCUAACAAGGGAAACAACAAAAGGAAGUUUCAAAGUGGGCCUAACAAGAAGAACAAGGCUGUGAAACAUUCAAAAUAG
Molecule: messenger RNA, 768 nt
Organism: Helianthus annuus (common sunflower)
Lineage: Eukaryota; Viridiplantae; Streptophyta; Magnoliopsida; Asterales; Asteraceae
Exons: 1
Coding region: 1-768 (255 amino acids)
Source: RefSeq, a predicted model, not a curated record